Octodon degus (degu) is the source of this 1118-nucleotide messenger RNA. Its product is annotated as cytochrome c oxidase assembly protein COX11, mitochondrial. The coding region runs from base 43 to 873 and encodes 276 amino acids. The transcript is spliced from 4 exons. NCBI's taxonomy places the organism in Eukaryota, Metazoa, Chordata, Mammalia, Rodentia, Octodontidae. The record is from RefSeq and is a predicted model, not a curated record. Gene Ontology annotation, molecular function: copper ion binding. Gene Ontology annotation, cellular component: mitochondrial inner membrane.
UGAACUCUCGUCCCUGACAGGCGGGCGUUCAGUCCCGGGGUCAUGGGAGGAGGGCUCUGGGGUCCGAGAUGGACGUGCGCUGCUCUCUGUGGCUGGCGUCGGAGCCACCCUGGCUUGACGGCAGGGGUUGCGGAGCGGAUAGAACAUUUUCUUCGGCUGGGACGGAGGGGGCCGGGAGCUGCCGAGAGGGGACUGAGGAGGCUUGGGACGUGGAGGCGCCCGAGCCUGGCGCGGGGUCCGAGCGCGGGGCCGCAGUGGCGGCCGAAGGGCACGAACCCUUUCACGCGUGCGCAGGAGGAGGACUGGCGGCGGCGGAACAAGACGGUGCUCACGUACGUGGCCGCGGCCGCCGUGGGCAUGCUGGGGGCGUCCUACGCCGCCGUGCCCCUGUAUCGGCUCUAUUGCCAGACUACCGGCCUUGGAGGAUCAGCAGUAGCAGGUCACGGAUCAGACCAGGUGGAAAACAUGGUGCCUGUUAAGGACCGGAUCAUUAAGGUUACCUUCAAUGCAGAUGUACACGCCAGUCUCCAGUGGAACUUUAGACCUCAGCAAUCGGAGAUCUACGUGGUACCAGGAGAGACUGCACUGGCAUUUUAUAAAGCUAAGAAUCCUACUGACAAACCAGUCAUUGGAAUUUCUACAUACAAUGUUGUACCAUUUGAAGCUGGACAGUAUUUUAACAAAAUACAGUGUUUCUGUUUUGAAGAGCAAAGACUGAAUCCCCAAGAAGAAGUAGACAUGCCGGUGUUUUUCUACAUUGAUCCUGAAUUUGCAGAAGACCCAAGAAUGGUGAAUGUUGAUCUUAUCACGCUUUCUUACACAUUUUUUGAAGCAAAGGAAGGGCAUAAGCUGCCAGUCCCAGGUUAUAACUGAAGUAGUAUCCAAGUCCUGCUUCAGAUUUGUGAUUUUUGAAAAAUCAUGUAUCUUACAUUCUCAUUGGAGAAGUAUUCUACAGUGUGAAUUGAAAUUUUUUAAGUAGUUCUUUUAUUUCUUCCAGUGAAUUUACUUCACUCAGAUUUAACUUUUACCAUAAGAAACAAAUAAGCCUCAAUAAAGCAUGUGAUUGUUUGAUAUACCUAGGAACUUAACGGUUUAAAAUAAAGUUGGUGGAAACUGAA